AUGCUUGGUGCAUUAGCUGGUGCAUUGGCCCAAAUCUUCACUAUUCCUAUCUCAGUCGUCACUACUAAACAACAGACUUCUGAUGUUCAGCAGAGUCUGGUUGCUACUGCUAAGGAUGUAAUUGGUGAGGACGGUGUGUCUGGCCUUUGGAGAGGUUUGAAAGCUUCUCUUGUCUUGGUUGUCAACCCUUCAAUUACUUAUGGUUCCUUCGAGAGACUUAAGCAGGUGCUGUUUGCUAAUAAACCUACUCUCAGUGCUGGUGAUAAUUUCCUGUUAGGAGCUCUGUCAAAAGCAAUGGCCACUAUUGCUACUCAGCCUAUGAUUGUAGCUAAAGUGAUGCAACAAUCGUCUGAUAAGCGCAGACGUCAGUACAAGUCGUUUGUAGACGCCCUAGUGUACCUGUCGAAGAACGAAGGACUCAAGGGACUGUUUAAGGGUCUUGGUCCACAGAUCUCGAAGGGUGUCCUCGUACAAGGACUGCUUUUCAUGAUCAAAGACCAAGUCGAGUUAUUCUUGAUUCUAUUCUUUAGACUAAUUAAGCAGAGAUUAGCACUAGCUACGUAA
Sugiyamaella lignohabitans is the source of this 564-nucleotide messenger RNA. RefSeq names its product Ant1p (gene ANT1). The transcript has a single exon. The coding region runs from base 1 to 564 and encodes 187 amino acids. The record is from RefSeq and is a predicted model, not a curated record. NCBI's taxonomy places the organism in Eukaryota, Fungi, Ascomycota, Dipodascomycetes, Dipodascales, Trichomonascaceae.